AUGAUAAUAAUAAGUUUGAAUAAUUACGUUUUUGGUUGUUUUUUGAUUAAAGAAGAGUACCUAAAGGGUCUGUAUGUACUUUUUUUUUUCGUCAUCCUGGUGAUCAGCCUUAUCCUUUCUUUAAUUGUCACCAUUUAUCUCAAGAAGAAGCGGAACGCGCGCGCAUACAAAAGCCCACGGAAUGCCGACCUCGCGCAGCCUCUCCUGUGA
Molecule: messenger RNA, 210 nt
Organism: Plasmodium fragile
Lineage: Eukaryota; Apicomplexa; Aconoidasida; Haemosporida; Plasmodiidae
Exons: 2
Coding region: 1-210 (69 amino acids)
Source: RefSeq, a predicted model, not a curated record